AUGCCUGUGACCAUUAGGAGAGCCACCAUCGAGGAUAUCAUAUGCAUGCAAAAUGCUAAUCUGCAUAAUUUGCCCGAAAACUACAUGUUGAAAUACUAUAUGUACCACAUCCUUUCCUGGCCUGAGGCGUCAUUUGUCGCCACCACCAGCGACCUGAACGAACCUGAGCUUGAUGAGCUGUCGCUGGAGGAUGGCAGGGGCAACGAGAUCAAACUGGACCCCCAUUAUGUGGCUCCGGGCGAGAAGCUGGUGGGCUACGUACUCACCAAGAUGAACGACGAUCCUGACCAGCAGAACGAACCACCUAACGGUCAUAUAACGUCAUUGAGUGUCAUGAGAACGUACAGAAGAAUGGGAAUCGCAGAAAAACUGAUGAGACAAGCGCUGUUUGCAUUAAGAGAGGUGUACCAAGCUGAAUACGUUUCGUUGCAUGUAAGGCAAUCAAACAGAGCUGCUUUGCAUCUCUACAGAGACACUUUGGAGUUCCAAAUGCUAAACGUUGAAAAAUCCUACUACCAGGACGGGGAGGACGCCUAUGCAAUGAAGAAAGUCCUAAAUCUCGAUGAGUUACAUCCAAGCAAUUUCGCUCACCCAAAAGGCAGCAAUGAGAAGUUGGAGGAUGACCUCGAGAGCGAUUUACUGGAGGGGCUCGUCGCCUAG
Torulaspora globosa is the source of this 660-nucleotide messenger RNA. It is a transcript of the gene ARD1, whose product is annotated as peptide alpha-N-acetyltransferase complex A subunit ARD1. Gene Ontology annotation, molecular function: protein-N-terminal-glutamate acetyltransferase activity; protein N-terminal-serine acetyltransferase activity. The coding region runs from base 1 to 660 and encodes 219 amino acids. Lineage: Eukaryota; Fungi; Ascomycota; Saccharomycetes; Saccharomycetales; Saccharomycetaceae. The record is from RefSeq and is a predicted model, not a curated record. Gene Ontology annotation, biological process: N-terminal peptidyl-glutamic acid acetylation. The transcript has a single exon. Gene Ontology annotation, cellular component: NatA complex.